Messenger RNA from Echinococcus granulosus, 138 nucleotides. RefSeq lists its product as hypothetical. The coding region runs from base 1 to 138 and encodes 45 amino acids. Lineage: Eukaryota; Metazoa; Platyhelminthes; Cestoda; Cyclophyllidea; Taeniidae. The record is from RefSeq and is a predicted model, not a curated record. The transcript has 3 exons.
AUGGAUAAACUCCUCCGACGUGACUAUUGCGCUCAGGAUACAGAGCCCGAAUCCGUCGGUCUCCAUAAUCUCUCCUCCGACGUGACUAUUGCGCUCAGGAUACAGAGCCCGAAUCCGUCGGUCUCCAUAAUCUCGUAA